This is a messenger RNA of Closterium sp. Naga37s-1, 4566 nucleotides long. The record is from the annotation of a GenBank genome assembly. NCBI's taxonomy places the organism in Eukaryota, Viridiplantae, Streptophyta, Zygnematophyceae, Desmidiales, Closteriaceae.
AUGGGGGAGUGGCAGCGCGAGGUGGUGGGGGAGAUGGAGGGGAGCAUGCCGCCGCCCUCCCACGCGCCUCCUGAGCCGUGUGGCCCCUGGCUGUACGGAGCACGGGUGCCAGACGGCCAGGAGCUGCCGGUGCUCUUCCGCUCACCCGCUGCCAUGCGAGACGGCCAGGAGCUGCCGGUGUUAUUCCGCACACCCGCUGCCAUGCACAUGGGGGAGGGGGAGCAUACAGCAGAGAGAGAUGGAGGAGGGUGGCAGGGAGGGAGGGGUGAGAGAAGGGCGGAGCGAAUGGGGGAGGAAAUGGGGCGGCAAGGGGUGGUGGGGGAGCAAAGGGCAGAGGAGCGAGGGGUGGAGGAGCGAGGGGAGCAGGUGUUGGCGGAUUUAAACGAGCUGGCGGACUAUUAUGGUGAUGCCUCGUGGCCUUCACUGCACCCCCUGCUACUGCCUGCUUGUGCUCCACCCACCCUUGCUUGGUACGUGAGGCUAGUGGAGUGCAAGGUGAGUCGCUGCCACGCCCUGCUCGCACUGCUCCUCGACCUCUCGCCCUCCGAGUCCCCCACCCUCUUCCUCCUCCACCUCCCCUCCUCCCCGCCACCUCCCCACUCCUUGCCCUUCCCCUCACACCCCCGCUCUCUGCCUUUCACCUCACGCCUGCUGUGCGCGCCCAUCCCUGCGGUGGCGACAGUGGAGUGGGCGGCAGACUCGCAGCACGUGCUGUACACGAAGCUGGAUGAAAUCUCCGAUCCCACCAGUGAGUGGAAUUGGACUGGCGAUACCUCACUCUCAACCUCAACACCCGCAUCUCUUCACAGGUCCAUCUUUGAGACGUCUGAGAACCUCACACUCUUGAGUCGCCCCCUUUCUCCCUCUCUCUCCACUCACACUCACUCCUUCCUCCCCCUGCCUGUGCACUGCUGCCCUCAUUUGCUCAUCCCCUCAACCCACCAGAGCCUGGCGAUCAGAGUGAAAGGGUGGGACAUCCGGCCAUCAGACAUUGUCAUAUCAGACAUAGAGGUGUUCCGACACUGCCUCGCCGUGCACUGUCUCGUGCACUCCCUGCCGCACCUGCUGCUGCUGCCCCUUCCCCUCUCACCAGAGGGCGGAGUGGGAAGAGAGGAGGGUGGUGUGGGAGGGAAGGGGUGGAGAGGAGAGGAGGAGGGGAGGAGGGAAGUGGAGGUGUGGGCGAGGGCAGUGCAGCUGCCGGAGAGCGUGUGCCAUGUGGUGGCAGGGGGCAACCAGGACUACCAUGCUACCACUCUCCGCAUCAUGGUGUCGUCCCCUGUUAUGCCUGAGGCCGGGUGCGAGGUGCACAUGCUCUCUGGCACCCUCUCAGUGUUGCACCAAGAGCCGUACUGCCGCCACCAACCCCUCCUCCAGCAGCAGCAGCAGCAGCAGCAGCAGCAGCAGCAGCAGCAGCAGCAGCAGCAGCAGCAGCAGCAGCAGCAGCAGCAGCAGCAGCAGCAGCAGCAGCAGCAGCAGCAGCAGCAGCAGCAGCAGCAGCAGCAGCAGCAGCAGCAGCAGCAGCAGCAGCAGCAGCAGCAGCAGCAGCAGCAGCAGCAGCAGCAGCAGCAGCAGCAGCAGCAGCAGCAGCAGCAGCAGCAGCAGCAGCAGCAGCAGCAGCAGCAGCAGCAGCAGCAGCAGCAGCAGCAGCAGCAGCAGCAGCAGCAGCAGCAGCAGCAGCAGCAGCAGCAGCAGCAGCAGCAGCAGCAGCAGCAGCAGCAGCAGCAGCAGCAGCAGCAGCAGCAGCAGCAGCAGCAGCAGCAGCAGCAGCAGCAGCAGCAGCAGCAGCAGCAGCAGCAGCAGCAGCAGCAGCAGCAGCAGCAGCAGCAGCAGCAGCAGCAGCAGCAGCAGCAGCAGCAGCAGCAGCAGCAGCAGCAGCAGCAGCAGCAGCAGCAGCAGCAGCAGCAGCAGCAGCAGCAGCAGCAGCAGCAGCAGCAGCAGCAGCAGCAGCAGCAGCAGCAGCAGCAGCAGCAGCAGCAGCAGCAGCAGCAGCAGCAGCAGCAGCAGCAGCAGCAGCAGCAGCAGCAGCAGCAGCAGCAGCAGCAGCAGCAGCAGCAGCAGCAGCAGCAGCAGCAGCAGCAGCAGCAGCAGCAGCAGCAGCAGCAGCAGCAGCAGCAGCAGCAGCAGCAGCAGCAGCAGCAGCAGCAGCAGCAGCAGCAGCAGCAGCAGCAGCAGCAGCAGCAGCAGCAGCAGCAGCAGCAGCAGCAGCAGCAGCAGCAGCAGCAGCAGCAGCAGCAGCAGCAGCAGCAGCAGCAGCAGCAGCAGCAGCAGCAGCAGCAGCAGCAGCAGCAGCAGCAGCAGCAGCAGCAGCAGCAGCAGCAGCAGCAGCAGCAGCAGCAGCAGCAGCAGCAGCAGCAGCAGCAGCAGCAGCAGCAGCAGCAGCAGCAGCAGCAGCAGCAGCAGCAGCAGCAGCAGCAGCAGCAGCAGCAGCAGCAGCAGCAGCAGCAGCAGCAGCAGCAGCAGCAGCAGCAGCAGCAGCAGCAGCAGCAGCAGCAGCAGCAGCAGCAGCAGCAGCAGCAGCAGCAAGCAGCAGCAGCAGCAGCAGCAGCAGCAGCAGCAGCAGCAGCAGCAGCAGCAGCAGCAGCAGCAGCAGCAGCAGCAGCAGCAGCAGCAGCAGCAUCAGCAGCAGCAGCAGCAGCAGCAGCAGCAGCAGCAGCAGCAGCAGCAGCAGCAGCAGCAGCAGCAGCAGCAGCAGCAGCAGCAGCAGCAGCAGCAGCAGCAGCAGCAGCAGCAGCAGCAGCAGCAGCAGCAGCAGCAGCAGCAGCAGCAGCAGCAGCAGCAGCAGCAGCAGCAGCAGCAGCAGCAGCAGCAGCAGCAGCAGCAGCAGCAGCAGCAGCAGCAGCAGCAGCAGCAGCAGCAGCAGCAGCAGCAGCAGCAGCAGCAGCAGCAGCAGCAGCAGCAGCAGCAGCAGCAGCAGCAGCAGCAGCAGCAGCAGCAGCAGCAGCAGCAGCAGCAGCAGCAGCAGCAGCAGCAGCAGCAGCAGCAGCAGCAGCAGCAGCAGCAGCAGCAGCAGCAGCAGCAGCAGCAGCAGCAGCAGCAGCAGCAGCAGCAGCAGCAGCAGCAGCAGCAGCAGCAGCAGCAGCAGCAGCAGCAGCAGCAGCAGCAGCAGCAGCAGCAGCAGCAGCAGCAGCAGCAGCAGCAGCAGCAGCAGCAGCAGCAGCAGCAGCAGCAGCAGCAGCAGCAGCAGCAGCAGCAGCAGCAGCAGCAGCAGCAGCAGCAGCAGCAGCAGCAGCAGCAGCAGCAGCAGCAGCAGCAGCAGCAGCAGCAGCAGCAGCAGCAGCAGCAGCAGCAGCAGCAGCAGCAGCAGCAGCAGCAGCAGCAGCAGCAGCAGCAGCAGCAGCAGCAGCAGCAGCAGCAGCAGCAGCAGCAGCAGCAGCAGCAGCAGCAGCAGCAGCAGCAGCAGCAGCAGCAGCAGCAGCAGCAGCCACACCCAUGCAAUCACUCCCCAUCAACCCCACCUCUCCACCCUCCCAGCCCUCCCCUGCCCCUCUCCCGCGUGCCCGGGCUCAUCUGUCAACGCCUCUGGGUACCAUCCCCCAAUGGCCCACCCAUACCGCUCACCCUCAUCCACCACACCAGCAGGCACAGAGACAGCCAGGGCCCGGCGCUACUAGAGGGGUACGGCGCGUAUGGGGAGCGCACACCAGAGGAGGGGGCGAGCUGGGGCGAGCAUGGCACGAGGCGGGGCGGGGGGAGAGGAAGGGGCGGGCGGUGGGGGAUUUGAGGGCGUGUGCUGAGUAUUUGAUUGGGGAGGGGUGGGCAGGGAGGGGGCGGGUGGCUGCGAGGGGGAGCAGUGCAGGAGGGUUUCUGGUUGCUGCUGCUGUGAAUACUGAUCCUGCUUUGCCCCCACCCCUCGUUCCAUCCGUGAUUUUCUUCCAUCCAUGUGCUGCCGCUCAUUCACUCUCCCCACCUCUCACUAGGCUGUCGCUCACCCACCCGCACCUCCUCUCGCACCCUCUCCCGGCCACAGGUGCCAUUCCUGGACGCCCUCACCUCAAUGAGCAACCCCGCCCUGCCGCUCACAGCGCUAGACCGCCACGAGUGGGGCGACCCUCUUCCCUAUGCACCCUCACCUCCUCUUCCCCCGUCCCCACCUUCGUCCAGGUGCCAUUCCUGGACGCCCUCACCUCCAUGAGCAACCCCGCUCUGCCGCUCACAGCACUGGACCGCCAUGAGUGGGGCGACCCCCUCGCCUGCCCCUCCGCCUUCCAUGCCCUGAGAGCUCUCUGCCCCGUGCUGAACGUGCAACCAGGGGUCAAGUACCCUGCUGCCCUGCUCUCUGCUGCUCUCCACGACUCCAGAGUGGGCCCAUGGGAGGCAUUAAAGUGGGCAGCCAAGGUGAGAGCAGAGAGCGACUACUGUGAGAGGGAGCGGCCUGUACUGGUGCGCGUGUGGGGGGACAGAGGGCACGUGGCACCAUGCAGUGGCAGGGAGCAGAUGGAAGAUGUGGCUUUGGAGCAUGCCUUCCUGCUGCACCACGUUGGGGGGGGAGAGCAAACACUGGAGCAACUGGAGGAUGUGGCUCUGGAGCAUGCCUUCCUGCUGCACUAUGUUGGUGCGGACUGCUAA